AUGGCACAGUGUUUGAUCCGAAUGAGAACGGCAGGAAAGUGUCCGCUGAGGUUUGGAGAGGCGUUUCCCCUUGGCCUCAACUCAGGGGGAGGGCCAGACGGUCUGGUAUACGUUCCCAGCACAUACACGGAAGCAAGUCCAUGUCCGAUUCUCGUGGCGCUGCAUACAGAAGAUGGAGAUGCUAAGGAAGCCCUCGCUCCGUUCGUGCAGUAUGCAGAGCAGCAUCGUCUUCUCUUGGUGGCUCCAGACUCUCGAGAUGUCCUGUGGGAUUGCUCCUUCGAAGGCGCAAAUAUGGAUGCGUCAUUCAUUGAUAAGGCAAUGGAGACUGCAUUCAGUCGCUUCUCGGUAGACCCUGAGAGCGUGUGCCUCUCGGGGGUUUCUGAAGGAGGAACGAUGGCUAUGGCUCUGGGACUGCGAAAUAGUCAGCUGUUUAGUCAUGUCAUGGCGUUCUCGCCUGGAAUGAUAGAGUUGCCGUGCUACCAAGACGGCCCUGACAUCUUCAUAUCACAUGGGACACGUGACCCAGAUCGGGACGUUGAUUUCGUCGCCGUUCUCUCCGCAAAGGCAUCCACGUGUCACACAGAGGCACUGUGCCUGGUCCCCUUUCCUGGUCGUUGUCGAGCCGCAACCAUGGUGAACGUGCCGAAGACGAAGAAGACGUACUGCGGCGGCAAGUGCAAGAAGCACACUACCCAUAAGGUUACCCAGUACAAGAAGGGCAAGGACAGCGUCUACGCUCAAGGAAAGAGGCGUUACGACAGGAAGCAGAGCGGGUAUGGUGGACAGACCAAGCCCGUCUUCCACAAGAAGGCCAAGACGACGAAGAAGAUCGUGCUGAGGCUGCAGUGCCAGUCGUGCAAGCACAUGCACCAGACGCCCAUCAAGCGUUGCAAGCACUUCGAGAUUGGUGGAGACAAGAAGGGCAAGUCCACCUCCCUGUUCUAA
This is a messenger RNA of Closterium sp. Yama58-4, 945 nucleotides long. The record is from the annotation of a GenBank genome assembly. Lineage: Eukaryota; Viridiplantae; Streptophyta; Zygnematophyceae; Desmidiales; Closteriaceae.